Messenger RNA from Marchantia polymorpha subsp. ruderalis, 1728 nucleotides. NCBI's taxonomy places the organism in Eukaryota, Viridiplantae, Streptophyta, Marchantiopsida, Marchantiales, Marchantiaceae. The record is from the annotation of a GenBank genome assembly.
CCACAGGCUUCCUUCACGCUCCCAGGAGCGCAGCGCAUUUGUACUUGCCAACGGCCCUGGCGCUCGAAGUCUGGGACGCUCUCGGUGCCUUCGAGCAGACCUGAAUCGCUGAGGGAGGAAGGCGAAGGACGCGCGCGCGCGGGGCUGCAGCAUGGCGCGGGCAAUGCAGAUGGCGGGUGCGGCCGUGGCCGGAGCGCCGACGAAGAGCGCCUUCGUGUCCGGGACGCCUGUUCCCGAUCUGAGGCGCGUGCAGCUGAGCGCCCCUCGCAGGUCCGUCUCCGUGGUCGCGAAGCGCGGCGAAUGCGACGAAGGCAAGAAGUUGCCCGUCGCCGUCACGCUCACCAGCUCGAUGCUCAUGUUUCUGCAGAGCGCCGCCGCUGCCCAAGCGCUUUCCCGACAGGACGUUGAGGACGCGUUCACCAAGGUCGAGGAGAUCACCGGUACCGUCACCUCCACCGCCGGGACUGCCUACGAUGCCACCAAGAACAUUUUCGAUAAGGUGCUGACCACGGUAAAACCCGGAAUCGACAUCGCAGCUCCCCUCGUCCAGAAGACUGCGGAGACUGUCACAAAAUAUGCCUCUCCUCUGGCUUCAGAUGCCGCCAGAGAAGCACAGAAGGCAUUGAAGAAUGCCGGAGUGGACACCGAGCCAGUUUUGGAAUUUGGAAAGUCGGCUGUUGACCAGACCUCCAGCGCCUUGAACGCUGCUAAACCCUUGGGUUCAUCAUUCUUAGAAUCUGCCCUAGCAGCUGAUCCUCUCUUCCUUGCAGAGGCAGCCGGAGGCCUCGUUUUGGUUUACUUGUUUGCUCCUGCUUUGCUCUCAGGUUUGGGCGACGCCGCAAGGGGUUACUCUGGAGAUUUGACCGCCGCCCAGGCUUUGGAUCUCUUGUUGAAACAGGAUUACACCAUCGUAGACAUCCGAUCAGAGAAGGAAAAGUCUAGGUCUGGCAUUCCGAGCUUACCAAGCAACGUCAAGAACAAGUACAUCGCAGUUCCAGUAGAGGAGCUGCCGGGCAAGGUUAGGAAUCAAAUUAGAAACUCUCGCAAGGUCGAAGCCGAAGUCGCUGCCCUGAAGAUCGCAUAUCUUAAGAAACUUAACAAGGGAUCCAGGAUAGUGAUUAUUGAUGAGUCUGGCGACAUAGCCAAGACCGUGGCCAAGUCCCUCAGAGGCCAAGGAUUCAAAAACACUUGGGUGGUCGUCGACGGUUUCAAAGGAGGCAGGGGAUGGGUUCAGAGCCGGUUGGGAACAGACAACUACGGCAGUUCUUCCUUUGCGGAGGUCCUCUCUCCAUCGAGAAUUAUCCCUGCCAGAUUCGGAACCACUCGUGGAACCACCCGUCUUCUUCCCGGGGGAGCCGAUGACUAAUCUGUACAUUUUAUUUUUCUGUCUUAUUUUCAAGUAUUUUGUGAUUGUUUAUCACUUGUAGAAUACGUAGGUAGCUAGUACUCUUUUAAGUUCAGUUGACAGCCUACAAUUGUAGGCAAAAGUCAUGUUUUCUCGGGGUUUUGUAGAUCAAGGUAGAGCAUUCUGAGAAACUUGAAGUGACCUUCUAAUUUGAUGACACGCUUCUCGUUGAGAAAAAAGUGGUUCGUAGGUCUCCUGUCUCGCUAGAUUGGCGAGUCGUGGAUUGUAAUCCAAGAAAUUAUUGGCUUUUUAUGCCAAGUUAAGGAAAGGUUAGUGGAUCCUGAGUCAGACCACAUCUAGCCGUGCUCCUCUUUCCAUACUUU